GUGCGGGCGCCGCGGGGUCCCGUCCAGUGCGAGCCCGGCCGGUGCGCCAGCCGUUCCGCCCGCUGGUCCCUUCGCGCCCUCUCCGCUGCUCGAGUCCCCCUCGCCGGCCGCGCCAUGCUGUCUCUAGACUUUCUGGACGAUGUGCGGCGAAUGAACAAGCGGCAGCUGUAUUAUCAAGUCCUAAAUUUUGGAAUGAUUGUCUCGUCGGCACUAAUGAUCUGGAAGGGGCUAAUGGUCAUAACUGGAAGUGAAAGUCCAAUUGUAGUGGUGCUCAGUGGCAGCAUGGAGCCAGCAUUUCAUAGAGGAGAUCUUCUCUUUUUAACAAAUCGAGUUGAAGAUCCCAUCCGAGUGGGAGAAAUUGUUGUUUUUAGGAUAGAAGGACGAGAGAUUCCUAUAGUUCACCGAGUCUUGAAGAUUCAUGAAAAGCAAAAUGGACAUAUCAAGUUUUUGACCAAAGGAGAUAAUAAUGCUGUUGAUGAUAGAGGCCUCUAUAAACAAGGACAACACUGGUUAGAGAAGAAAGAUGUCGUGGGGAGAGCAAGGGGAUUUGUUCCUUAUAUUGGGAUUGUGACGAUCCUCAUGAAUGACUAUCCGAAAUUUAAGUAUGCAGUACUCUUCUUGCUGGGUUUAUUCGUGCUGGUCCACCGUGAGUAAGACGCUGCAUCGCUGUUCCUGGAAGAUGCUGUACUUUUCGUUCCUGGAUGUUUGGCGUAGAUACUGGGCUGUGAUGGGUGGAGUGCAGCUCGCACCCGUCGGCGCUUCUGGGUAGCAACGUUUGCAUUAGUUUCUGUUUCCACGCCAGGGCCCAUGUGGGCAGGUGCACGGGCACCACGGCGUGCACUCGAGGGGACUCUCAAUCACAGGAUUUCAUAUGUUGUCAUUGUCACCCUUUCACAUUUUUGUACAUCAGUGAAUUUUUUAUAUUAAAAGGUUGAGCCAAA
Neogale vison (American mink) is the source of this 941-nucleotide messenger RNA. It is a transcript of the gene SEC11A, whose product is annotated as SEC11 homolog A, signal peptidase complex subunit. The record is from RefSeq and is a predicted model, not a curated record. Gene Ontology annotation, molecular function: serine-type endopeptidase activity. The transcript is spliced from 6 exons. NCBI's taxonomy places the organism in Eukaryota, Metazoa, Chordata, Mammalia, Carnivora, Mustelidae. Bases 115 to 654 code for a protein of 179 amino acids. Gene Ontology annotation, cellular component: membrane; signal peptidase complex.